GAGUACAAAUCGGGUUGAUAUUCGACCGCGCGAAGCUGAUCAAUCCCUCGUUCCUGCAGUCUCGCCCAGCUCCAACGGAGAACAGCUUUUGGAGGUUAUUCUACAGAAAAGCCUGUUUUGGUCUUCGUUGCUACUUUUAUUGAUCUGUUAUCGCGGACGAAUAAUACCCUGGAUCAACGACGCGCCACAGAAGGAACAUUCACGGGGAUUUAUCCUACUGUUCCAGUCCCACUUGAACUUGAAUCUGAACCAACAACGCCCAAUUACCCGAUUUACUGAAAUGUGGCAACAGCAGUCCCGUUUUUCCUCGUCUGUAUUUUUUGUGACAAACUCUCCGUGCUUACUUGUCUAUGAUCGCUUGUUUGUGACCUAACCUUCGGAUUGCGGUAACACACACACACGCCGAUUCGCUUUGGCUUCUGACCAAUGUUCGCUUGGGGGGCCAAUAGUCAUGGACAGCUCGGAACCGGCGACCAGAUCGACAGGCUUGAACCGGAGUUUAUUUCCAACUCUCAAUGUGAGCUGAUCGCUGGUGGUGGUGGUCACUCUAUGUUUUUCGACGGGUUCAAUGUGCACAGUUGUGGUAACAAUUCUGCCGGACAGUUGGGGAGAUCCGGUACGCAGUUUCAUUUUGAACGAGUGAUCCCGCAACUGAAUUCGCCUGUCUCUCACCUUGCCUGUGGAUGGGAUUUUUCUUUCCUGUUGACAAAAAGUGGCUACCUAUGGUCGUCUGGUUCGAACGCUUUUGGUCAACUUGGUUUACCUGACAUAAGCUCUUCUUCAACACCCAUCCUAGUCAACCCAUUGUCGUUUUCUUGCAUCUCAGCAGGGUUGCGCCAUGCAGUAGCCAUUACAACGGACGGAGAUGCGCUGUCCUGGGGAUCGAAUCGACGCAAUCAGUUGGGCAGUACCACACCUACAAAACUCCACAAUAUCGAAGCUGUGCGUAUAUCGCAUGAUGAACUCGGGGGUACCCCCGUCGCAUGUGCCGCUGGUGCUUAUCACUCCACACUUCUGACAGCGAACGGAUCCAUUAUACUUAUCGGCGAUUUGAGUUACUUUCGAAAACCUGGUGAACGCGAGAUCAAUGCGGAACCACGUCUUUACCUUCAUCGGGAUCUGUUCGGUGGUCGACCUGUAGUUCAGGUUGUCUCUGGCUGGAGCCACAUUGUCGCGCGGACUGAUUCUGGUGAUAUUUACACCUGGGGCCGAUCCGACCUUGGGCAGUUAGGACGGGUAGUGUUUCCACACCCAUCUUCAGAGAAUAGAUCCGCCCCAGAGUUUGACCCCAUGCCGAGGCAAGUUUCAUUCAUCGAUGAUGACGACACGAAAGUGAAGAUUAUCAACAUAGCAACUGGAUCGGAGCACAAUUUGGCUAUCGAUUCUAACGGCAACUUAUGGACCUGGGGAUGGAAUGAACACGGUAUGUGUGGAUUGGUCCAAUCGAAGUUCAAUAAAGAAGAAUUCCUAACCGAAGGUGUUCCUGAAGAACGUACUGUUUCUGUUCGAACCCCAUCUCGAGUUAGCCUUCCGCCGACCAACAGUUCUGAAGGGUUGGUUUCCCCUAAGGUUCGGGUCAUUGGGACAGGCUUCGGUCACUCUUUUGCCUGCGUUUGAUGGCUCCUAU
This is a messenger RNA of Dicrocoelium dendriticum, 1627 nucleotides long. NCBI's taxonomy places the organism in Eukaryota, Metazoa, Platyhelminthes, Trematoda, Plagiorchiida, Dicrocoeliidae. The record is from the annotation of a GenBank genome assembly.